CUUUAACAAUUGCCCAGUUGCCCAUCCGACUCUCUCUCUCUCUCAACAACACCCUCUGCUACACACACACUCACCAUGGUCCGCACGUCUACCCUCCUCGCCGCUGCCGUCGCUGCUGGCGUCGCCUCUGCCCAGAUCAACAUCCCGGGCAUCUCCAACCAGUGCGCAUCCGGCGUCGUCGGCCUCGCGCUCGGCCCCCUCUCCUGCCUGCAGCUCACGGGCCUCGUGCCGCUCCUCUCCGACUCUGGCUCGAUCAUCCCAGGCCUGACGUCGUACCUCGGCAACCUGUGCCCCCCCGGGCCAGUGUGCACGCCCGACAACCUCGCCUCGGCCAAGACGGCCGUCGACGCCAACUGCGCCGCCGACGCCAACAGCGGUAACGGCACCGGCCAGAUCCUCAUCACGGUCGUCGACGGCGUGCUCGCCCACUACCCCGAGUUCUUUGCUGGCAUCUGCGCCAAGAACACGACCACAAACAAGUACUGCGUCCCCGAGCUCCUCCAGACGAUCCAGGACGAGACCAAGCAGAACGUGACCCUCGAGUUCCUCGGCGGCCUCAUCUCGGGCAACGCAACGACGCUCAACACGCUCGCGCCCCUCGGCGCCUCGGGCCAUGUCUGCACCGGCUGUCUCGCAACCCUCUACUACGAGCUCGACAAGGCUAACGUUUCCAUCACGACCUCGACCCCCGGCGCGGCGCUCAAGGGCCAGUGCGGUGCCAACUUUGGCGCGUCCGUCCCCUCGGGCGUCGCUGUCGGCGGUGCCAACGCCUCGACCAGCGGUGCUGCCGGCGCGAGCUCGUCGGCGCCUGCCCCCUCGGCGUCGAACAAGCCCUCGGGCGCUGCCACCGGCGCGCUCACCCCGCUCGUUCUCGCCGGCGUGUCGGUGCUUUCGGUCGUCGUUGGCGCCGCUGCCGUGCUCUAAGCGGCGUGAGGCGCUGCGGCAUUGUAUCGUGUCCAUGUCGGCGCAUAAUCCAAGUAGUUGGCGUGGUAGAAAAAUGCACGUUCUUUGCUGUG
This is a messenger RNA of Vanrija pseudolonga, 1016 nucleotides long. RefSeq lists its product as uncharacterized. The transcript is spliced from 6 exons. The record is from RefSeq and is a predicted model, not a curated record. NCBI's taxonomy places the organism in Eukaryota, Fungi, Basidiomycota, Tremellomycetes, Trichosporonales, Trichosporonaceae. Bases 76 to 924 code for a protein of 282 amino acids.